Molecule: messenger RNA, 4464 nt
Organism: Nicotiana tabacum (common tobacco)
Lineage: Eukaryota; Viridiplantae; Streptophyta; Magnoliopsida; Solanales; Solanaceae
Source: RefSeq, a predicted model, not a curated record
ACCGUCAUAUCAAAUCAACGUCCCUUGACAGUAGGCGCAGUGUGGUUUAGGGCCGUGGCCGAACUUCUCUUCCUUUAGCCGGUGAACGCUAACGUGCGCGAGGGUGUUUCCUCCCUCUUCUCACUCUCUCUCUCUAGAAGAUUCCAUUCACGCGACCCCACACACUCACACACAGCUCCAACGUUCAGGUCCGAUCCUUCUUUUUGCCCCCUCAAAAAACCCUAAUUUUCUAAUAUUUCUUACUAUUUCAUCUCAAUUUUGAGCUGUUCGUAGUUGUUAACAAUUCAUAGGCUCUAAUGUUGAAUGUACUUUUAGUUAACUGAAAAACUGAAAUAGUAUUAUUAAUUGUUUGCAUUGGCUCUAAUUUUGUGGAAAAGGAAGAAGAUUUGUUUUAUUUUUGGAUAUGAAUGUUGUUGUAUUUAUGAACUCUGGAUUUGUUUUGCUGAUUCAGUACCCUGGAAUGGUUGUAUAUUGAAUGUGUUGAAGGAAUUUUGGCUAGGGUUUACAUGUGGAGGAGGGGAGUGUAUUGAUUGAUGCCCUAGGGGCAUGGGGGAGGAAGAGAAUAUCAAAUUGUUGGAGAGAGCACCUAAGAAGCGUGUCGAGAUGGAGUUUGAUUCAGGAGAUGAUGAGCCUAUUGGGUCUUUACUGAAGCUAAAAAGCAAAAAGAACUUGAAAAAAGUCAAGGUGGAACUAGGUAGUAACAAGGCUGUGGUUCGAAAAGCAGCGGUUAAGGAUGAAGAUUUGGUUGGCAUGGAUGAUACCUUAGCUAGUUUUAGGAAAAAGUUGAAGGGUCCUAAGAAGGAUAGUGGAUCUGUAUCAACUACUGGGAAAAGUUCAAGUAAGUUGACAGUGCAAUCUCUGGAUGGGUCUGUGAACGUAAUGGCCAAGAUUGUGGAAAAGGGUCGGUCAGAUGUGGAUUGUCUAUCUGAAGGGACAAUCGAUAAAGGUUUUGAGAAAGGAAAUAAGAGAAAGAGUAAGAGGCCAAAGCUUGCUUUGGAGCCACAGAAAGUGGAGGUAUCUGGGGAUAUCUCCUUGCUAUGUGAUAAAAAGAGUGGAAAAAGCUCUCCUAAUUGCAUUGAUGGUGGCAUUCUAGAAGAUUCACUAUCAGCUUUUCUGAAGAAAACACAAUCUGGUUUGAUUAAGAGAUCCCACGGUCCUUGGCAGUUGAAAAGAGGGAAGGAAAGUGAAGCUUUAUGUGAUGUUUUGAACUCAAGCCCUAUUGCAACAGAAACCGUUUCUUCCGUAAGUAUGUGCCGUAAAUUGAUUGAAGAAAUUCCUGAAUCCAAUGAGAGUGUGCAUGUGGCACUUGAUAGAGUUUCAGUAGAUAUGCAGUCAAAAUCAGGUGAGUUAAUGCCCAUAAAGGAAGAAUGUGUCCAACACCUUUCAUGGCCAGAGGUUUCUUCUUCUGCAUUGAACAAUGAUGAGUUGUUGAAAUCAAGCAAUGAGAUAGAUGAUGCAUCUUCCAUUAAGGUCUCAGGUGUCCUAGAUGGUGAGAUCACAUGUCACAUUAAACUUAGAGAAGAGGAAAUUGCCAGUGUGAAUGAUAUUGCGGGUGGAAAUUGCAAGGAUCUUCAUGAUGAGGGUCUCUUGAAGAACUGUCCUAAUUGUCAUGAAAAGUCUGCUUCCAAGGACGGAUUUAGUGAUCAUUCAAUAACAGCAGGUCGUGAUAUUUCGUCUCUACAUACCAGUACUCCUGAGAAUAUCGAGAAGCUUGAGUUUGAGCAUCCUGUGUCUGAAACCAAGUUCAAUGCUUAUAUGGAUAUGAACUCAAAUGCAAUUUUAAGCAGCCGGAAAACUCAUGUAGAUGAUCAAAUAUGCUCUUCAAGCCGAGCAGAUGAUUCAGGUUCUUGUAGAAGCGUUCAAUUAUUGAACAAACUUGAUAAACCACAAGGGAGCAUUGGAAAUGUGCCUAUUCAAACUUUGAUGCCAUCCAUCUGCCUGUUAGAAGGCCCACCUGCAGCCAAGGAGGAGACAGGCUCGGAAGGUUGUGGGUAUGCUCAAGUUUGUUUGACGCCUAAUUUUGUUGCAGCAGAUAAGCGUUCAAGUGACAUUUAUGAUGAGCAGCGAAUUUCUGGUGAUUCUGUUGAUGACCAAGCUUGUGCUCCAGUUUCGUUGUCAAAGGAGGAUGGUCAAGUGUUUGAGGGUGGGUUAUCUCCAGUGGCUAUAGAAAGGAAUCAACAAGUUAAAGUUGCCAGCCAGAUGAAGCACGAGGACCAAAUCAUGGAGAAUGCUGAUGACAUCUAUGGUUCUUCUGAACAAAUGACUAUUGAUAAUUCUGCCACCUCAUUGCGCAAAUGCGCUUCAGCUUUCCAUCAGAGUCAACUGGCUGAUGAGAAUUGUGAAGGCGCCAAUCAUCAAAGUCGUGAAUUUGUUACUGGAGAUGAUGAGGCUGAUGCCACAUCUUCUCCAUCAAUUACACCAGAAUGUGAUGAAAACGUUGCUGAAGAAACUGAGUCUCAACUGGCUACUGAGGGAAAAGGGCAGAGACUCUUUUCUGGUCAACGUGCUCCACGUAAGACCAAAAAGCGUAGGCAUGGGGACAUGGCCUAUGAGGGUGAUGUUGAUUGGGAAAUUCUGGUGCAUGGGCAAGAUUUUCUUCUCAGUCAUCAGGAUGGAGAUGGUAGACAUUCCUUCAGAACAAGAGAGAAGCUUGAGUCUAUGUUGAUAGGUAUGGAUACUAAAAAUGGCGGGGCAGCAGCAGUAUCUGUUGGGCUGAAAGCUCGUGAAGUUGGGCCAGUAGAAAGAAUCAAGUUUAAGGAGGUGCUGAAGCGCAAAGGUGGACUCCUGGAAUAUCUAGAAUGCAGGAAUCAGAUUUUGAGCCUUUGGAAUAAAGACAUCAGUCGUGUCUUACCUCUUUCAGAAUGUGGAGUGUCUGAAACCCCUUUGGCGGAUGAAUCACCUCGGGCUUCUUUAAUUAGGCAAAUCUAUUCUUUUCUUGAUCACUGUGGCUACAUAAAUUUUGGAAUUGCUUCAGAAAAGGAUAAAGCUGAAAAUGGUGUCGAUCACAACUUGAAAAUUUUGACAGAAGAAAAAUUUGUAGAAAACUCUGGAGCUCCUGUUACUGAUACGGAUGAUGGAGUUUCUUUUAUUCUUGGGAGAUCAAAGAGUUCUGAGAUUGUCAUGCCAGAGAAGAAUGAUGUUUUAUCUGAUGAAGGGAAAAAGACAGAAAACGGUGGAACUGAUUGCCAGCUCAUUGAUAGGCCGGCCGUAGAGUUAUCUACUCUAUCAGAGCAACGAGAAUGUCCUGCUGAUGAUUUGCAGGUAAAUGGUUAUCUUAAUAUACAGUCACCCUGUCAACCAUUUGAUUUAGGUUCAGUUGGUCCAGUGCCUUCAGGUGAAGUUAAGGAUAGUGAAUUACAGAAUAUUGUACAUCCAGAUUUUUUGCCUCCUAACAGUACAGAGAUUGAUGGUAGAACAGCCGAUAAACAUCUUGUGAUUUCAGAAGAUACUUGUGGGUUCCCACCUGACUCAUUCAGGAGUCAGAGGCAAAACACAUGUUGUGAUGCAAAAGGGAAAAAAAGAAUAAUUGUUGUCGGUGCUGGUCCUGCUGGCCUAACCGCAGCACGGCACCUGAAACGCCAAGGAUUCCAUGUUACCAUGCUCGAGGCCAGAAGUAGAAUUGGUGGUCGUGUUUUUACAGAUCUCUCAUCUCUCUCUGUCCCGGUGGACCUUGGUGCUAGCAUUAUUACCGGUAUUGAGGCAGAUGUGGCGACUGAAAGAAGACCGGAUCCUUCUUCAUUGAUUUGUGCACAGUUGGGUCUUGAAUUGACCGUGUUGAACAGUGAUUGUCCACUGUACGAUGUAGCUACUGGCCAGAAAGUUCCAGCAGAUCUAGAUGAAGCAUUGGAAGCAGAAUUCAAUAGCUUAUUGGAUGAUAUGGUACUGUUGGUUGCUCAAAAAGGGGAGCAUGCGAUGCGGAUGUCUUUGGAGGAUGGUUUAGAAUAUGCACUUAAGAGACGGCGCAAGGCUCGUUUUGCAAGAAAUCAUAUGGGUAAUGAACCACAAAAAUCAUCAGUAACAGCAGUGGAAUCCAUGGCACUUCCUGAUUGGGGAACUUCUCAAAAUCUUAGUUCUAAGAUAGAGAUCUUGAGCCCUCUUGAGAGGAGGGUAAUGGAUUGGCAUUUUGCCAACUUGGAGUAUGGUUGUGCUGCAUUACUUAAAGAAGUCUCUCUUCCUUAUUGGAAUCAGGAUGAUGCAUAUGGAGGUUUUGGUGGAGCUCAUUGUAUGAUUAAAGGCGGCUACAGCUCCGUUGUUGAAUCACUGGGUGAGGGACUUUGCGUUCACUUAAACCACAUUGUAACUGAUAUUUCAUAUUGCAAAGAAGACAUUCCGACAAAAAAUGACUUGUUUAACAAGGUAAAAGUUUCUACGUCAAAUGGACGAGAGUUUUCAGGAGAUGCAGUCCUUAUUACAGUUCCAUUAGGGUGUCUUAAGGCAGAAACCAUUAAAUUUUCACCACCUUUA